AUGGCUCCAGAGAAAACAGCAUCCACCAAAGCCCAGUUAAAGGACAAUGUGUUUGUCAGACUCCUAAGCCUACCUGCAGUGAGCUCUACCUGUGAGGUUAUUGAGAGGACCUACACUAGCACCAAGCAGACCCACCCGCUCCUCUGCUCUGUGUGUGGGGUGUAUGAGAGGGGGGCCAGGACCGCGAGCAGUCUGGCAGUGUGGAGCAUCCAGCCUGCCAUCGACCGACUGGAGACCCAGCUUGUUGCUGCCAACAAUCUGGCCUGUAAAGGGCUGGAUCAUCUGGAGGAGAAGAUCCCAGCCCUGCAGUAUCCCCCUGAGAAGCUGGCGUCUGGCAUAGUGGAUGCAGUCACCUCUACAGUGCAGACAGCUAAGGAGGGCAUCGCCAGCCCCAUCGCUGGCACCUCAGACAGGGUGCUCAGCAUGGCAUCCAGUUGGCUCCAGUUGACCAGGAGUGCCUUUGGUGAUGGCUUUAGCUACAUCCUGAACAGCAAGCCUGUCCACCUUGCAGGGGAGGGAGCAGACACUGCACUGACCCUGGCUGAGAGUCUGGUCAACUAUGUUCUGCCUGGAUCCUCUGAGGAGAAUGAGUCGGCUGCUUUGUGGGAGCAGGAGUCUGGUGUCAGUGCUCCUGGCCUUCCGCCCAGCUACAGGAGGCUUGGGGCUCUGGCCAGCACAGUGUGUCGACGUGCCUACAAUCAGACAGCAGCAACGCUCCAACACGCCAAGAGUCAAGGUCAGGACCUGGUCACACACAUCUCCGGUGUGUCUCCACUGACUGAAUAUGCCAUGAAGAACCUUGAGGCUGUGGAAACAGUGGGCCUGUUCUUUCAGAGCUCAUUGAUGGGAUUCUUCAGUUGGGAGGAGCAGAGAGACAAAGCGACAGAAGCAGAGUUUCAGAAGGUUAUGAACCCUUACAUCGUACCAGCCUUAGAGCAGAGUGGUGGUGGGCUGCAGCGCCUGGUGAGUGGCCUUGGUUAUCCUUUGCAGAUUAACUACAUGUCAGUUGUGUCCAGUGUGAAGAGUGCCCCUCAGACCACCUUUGGCUUGGCUAAGAACGGGCUGGGUGCCGUGUUGGAGACCUUGGGCAGCGCCCGGGAGCGUGUGGUGAACAGCAUCUCCUAUUAUGUUAUGAUUCCAGGGUUAUACUCCUACAAGGAGUCUGAGGCUGGCUGCAGUGCUGGAGAUGAGGAGGACGGGGAGCCCAAGAUCUCUGAUGAGGCCCGGCUCCUCAAGCAAAGGGUCCUGCUGCAGAUCCCCCAACAGCAGAGGAUGAUACUGGGCCAGUCCUACACAUCUAUCGUCACCCAGCGCAUCCCACAGAGAGGAGAGAUCGCUAUGAGGUCCCGAAACUCCUCGUAUACACACAAUGUGCAUUCCCGCCGCUACAGCCCCACCGCUAAAUACGUUGUCACUGUGGAGCCCAUUCAGAAGGAUACAACUCAAAUGGAUGACUAA
Molecule: messenger RNA, 1458 nt
Organism: Salvelinus namaycush (lake trout)
Lineage: Eukaryota; Metazoa; Chordata; Actinopteri; Salmoniformes; Salmonidae
Gene: plin1
Product: perilipin 1
Exons: 8
Coding region: 1-1458 (485 amino acids)
Biological process (GO): lipid metabolic process
Cellular component (GO): lipid droplet
Source: RefSeq, a predicted model, not a curated record